Molecule: messenger RNA, 1545 nt
Organism: Salvia splendens (bonfire salvia)
Lineage: Eukaryota; Viridiplantae; Streptophyta; Magnoliopsida; Lamiales; Lamiaceae
Exons: 2
Coding region: 1-1545 (514 amino acids)
Source: RefSeq, a predicted model, not a curated record
AUGGGCAAGAUUGGGUGCACCAUCAAUGGAAUACUGGAUGACUCGAGAUUCAACGAGCCGAUGCCGUGGAUCGGCCUCUACGUCGUAGCAGCGUCCGCAGCUUGCGCGAUAGCUAUGGUGAUAGACGCCUUCCACGGCUUCCGCUACAGGAAGUUCUGGUUCCCUUGCAAGUUCUUCGCUCUCAACGCAACGACUCUCACUCUCAUAGGCGUUGCGGUCAAGCUCGCGGUUGAUCUCAACACGUCGAUGCCCCAGGCCCACGAUCAGCUGGCAAAGCUCAGCAGCACCGCCUUCAUCUGCACCACCAUCGGAAACUCCAUGCCUUCGUUAGGAGCCAUGGAGACUAAAGAGCUCAUGAUGAAUGUGGUGGCUCUUGGGAUCCUUGUUGUCACUGUCAUUGUCAAUGUUUGCAUCCAGAUGGGCACCGGGGUCGUUUACGUGUUCUGGUACGAGCAUGUGGUCGUGAUGUCCCUGAUGGUCGUGUUGUUCUCGAUCGUGAUCGCUUCGUCGAUUGCGAUUCCUGCAACCAAGUGUGUGCUGGAUAUUAAGUACAGCAAGAAGUAUUUAGUGGCAAUGAAGGAACGUGAAACGACCAGUUGCAGUCUUUCGAUAACUCGGAUUAUGAGAGAUGAUCUGGCUAGGCAUUGGAUGAUGGCACAUACCUGCAGCCCUCAGUUCGUGAUGGGGCGUUUGGCGACUUGCACCGCGUCAGGGGCGUUCUGCCUCCUCACCGCGGUUACUCUGGGAGAGGCUGUGCUUCGUAGCUACCUGAUGCCGUGGGGAUUCAGAUUCUGUGAAGGGGAGUCGGACUACAAGUGGUCGACUGCGUUGAUACUGGCGACUCAGGCAGCGGCGGUCGUGGGAGGAACGAUUGCCCCUGCAACGAGAUGGUUCAUUGCGAUUAAGUUUAGGUGCCCGAAGAGAAUGAAACACGGAAGCAAACACGGGUUAUUAUCAGUAGAGGGUUACUGGGUUCAGAAGCUGUACCAACUCAGAGCGCUUCCGCUGGAUUUGUCAGUAUGCGGCCGAAGCAGUAGAAAGCUUGUGCAUGCCGUAAAGGACAAGGUAUUAGAUAUAUGCAUUUUCAUCCAGAAAGCAAUGGUGAUCUUGAGCAAGAUAGUCGGGCGAAUAUCAAUCAUCUUCGUUAGCCAGUUGAUAAAAAUACAUCGUUGCUGCAAGAAACUUGUUGCGUUGGUUAAAUGCCACAACACAAUUGUGAACUCUGAUACAGAUUCGGAUUCGAGAGGCAAUUGCAAACUGGAUCUCAGCAGUUAUGUUCUGCACCUUGAAGGAGAGGAUGAGCUGGUAGACGUGAUGAUGGAAAAUGACAGGGACGCCAUUGGACACUGGGUUAGAAUGGGGAGACGAAAGCAGCCGAGACAGCUCACAGAACUAAUGGAGACUCUCAAUCCGUCAAGAGGGUUUGAAGGGGUACAUAAAUUUGACAGCUACCAGGUUCCUUCAUUGGAUUCUGAAGAGCCUCCCUACAGCUGGGCUCUUCCUCUAGUGACGCUGACGAGCAUUGCAGUUGCAACGAAUUCAUAG